Messenger RNA from Acanthamoeba castellanii str. Neff, 1908 nucleotides. RefSeq names its product acylCoA synthetase. Gene Ontology annotation, molecular function: long-chain fatty acid transmembrane transporter activity; long-chain fatty acid-CoA ligase activity. The record is from RefSeq and is a predicted model, not a curated record. Lineage: Eukaryota; Discosea; Longamoebia; Acanthamoebidae. The transcript has 11 exons. The coding region runs from base 1 to 1908 and encodes 635 amino acids.
AUGACGCUCGAGCGUGGUUUGGAUGAGCGAUCGCUCGCACGCGCGGACGAGGCACUCCUGUCGCUCGCCUACGUCGUGGCCGACAAGCCGUCGACGGCCGAAGAGGCUGCUGCUUCAUCUUCCGGAAAGCUCCUCGGCCAGGAGAUGGGAGCGCUGGAGUCGCUGGGCGAACGCCUGCGCGUGUACAAGACCGGAGCGAAGAUGGUCACCAGCGUCAUCAAGAUGGGCCUCGACCUCCACUCGGCACUGAGGAGGAACCCGUACACGCUGGCGGACACGUGGGAGGACGUGUCGAAGCAAUUCGUCCAGAACGUGGCGCUGCUCUUCGAGGACCAGUCCUACACCUACGGCGAACUCAACCACGCCGCCAACAGGGUCGCGAACUGGGGUCGCGAGGAUGCCCAGCUCAAGGCCGGCGAUGUAGUGGCCCUCUUCAUGCAGAACCGGCCCGAGUUCUUCAUCACGUGGCUCGGCAUGGCCAAGUUGGGCGUGACGACGGCGCUGAUCAACACCAACCUGAACGGCAAGCCGCUGGAGCACGUGCUCAAGGUCUCCCAGGCGCGCACGCUGAUCAUCGGACCCGAGCAGCUGGACCACUUCGAGACCACCCGGCAGACUCUGAAGACGGUCGAUGAGGGCGAGUGGUCCGUGUGGGUCUUCCAGGGCCGCGAGGCCACCGCGCCCAAUCCGCUCGCGUGGCAGUGGGCCAAGGACAUGGACGUGCGACUCUCCGCGCACGACGAAUACAACACUCCGUCAUCGCUUCGCGCAGGCGUGAAGAUGGUGGAUCCGCUGUUCCUCAUCUACACGUCCGGCACCACCGGCCUGCCCAAGCCGUGUAAGGUGAGCCACAAGAAGGUCUGGGGCUACAUGCAGCUCUGGUACCGAUUCGCCAACCUCACCUCCAGGGACAGAAUCUACGUAACGCUUCCCGCCUACCACUCGAAUGGUGGCACGCUCUCUCUGUCGGCAUGGAUGGCGGGAGGAGCCAUCGUCCUGCGCCGCAAGUUCUCCGCCUCGGCCUUCUGGGACGACGCUCGCAAAUACCGUAACGGAUUGCGCGGAGACAUUUGGGACGGCUUCCGCAAGCGAUUCGGCAUCGAAACCAUUCUCGAAUUCUACGGCGCUACAGAGGGCAACAUCGGCCUUCUCAACUACAACGGCCGGCUCCCCUAUUUCCUGCGGCCGGCGGUGCCGUUCCGGCUGAUCAAGUACGACGUGGAGAACGACGCCCACAUUCGGACGGCCGACGGUUUCUGCAUCGAAUGCCCCGUCGGCGAGGUGGGCGAAGGCAUCGGCCGUAUCGACAACGACCCCAACAAGAUGACCGGCAACUUCGACGGGUACACGGACCCGCAGGCGACAAAGAAGAAGAUCCUUACCGACGUGUUCGAGAAGGGCGACCAGUGGUUCCGCACGGGCGACCUGCUGGCCAAGGACUUCCUGGGCUACUUCUACUUUGUUGAUCGCAUCGGCGACACGUUCCGGUGGAAGGGAGAGAACGUGGCCACGUCCGAGGUGGAGAUGGUCAUCAACUCGCUGCCGAACAUCGUGGAGGUCACCGUCUACGGCGUGCCGAUCCCCGGCAAGGAUGGACGCGCCGGCAUGGCGGCGAUCGCGCCCACGCCCGGGACGACGCUCGACGUGGAGCAGUACCUCAAGGUGGUCACCGAGCAGCUGCCGGCCUACGCUCGUCCGGUGUUUGUGCGCGUGAUGGGCGAGAUCGACACGACGAGCACGUUCAAGCACAACAAGGCCCACCUCGUCAAGCAGGGCUUCGACCCCGAGGCCAUCACGGACGCCAUCUACCUCGUGACCUACCCCGGCAAGCACACCGCCUCGGGCAGCUUCACCCGCCUCGACCGCCAGCUCGCCGACGCCAUCGCCCAGGGCAAACACGACAUCUGA